UUUUUUCAUGAGAAAAUGUUUCGGUUGCCUGUUCCGUUCCGCACCAUGUCGUCUUGCAGUUUUGGAGGUUUUGCUACUUGUCACCUUCCAGUGUAGUUUUGUUCCGCGUCACAUCGGGCCCGUAUCGGGAGCGAUUUUAUUGCCGACCACGGAACCUCCACGACCCGUCCCAGAGCCGAUUGACAUUCAAGGAGGCCAUCAGGAUGUCAAGGAGUGUCCGUUUUGCCUGGAGCCCAUCGAGGAUGGCGACGACAUCAUCGCAGACUGCCCUGCGUGCGAGACGCAUGUCAUGCACUACCGCUGCGCCACCAGUGCGGCAGCCCGACGAGAGCAACAGGCUGCGUCUGGAUCCUCCGUGGCACCGACUACAGCUUCGCGAGGCGUAUUUUCGCGAUCUCCCGGCGCGGGGUCUGCCCGGAGCAACGGCGCGUCGUCGUCGACGACGGCAGCGGCAACCGGGUUCUCGAACACGCCUCGGAGCGAGCUCGGAGAGGACGAUCGCGUGGCCUUCAGUUGGUACCAGUCCUUAUCGCGCCGCCGCCCGAUUGCGGCGCACGUGAUGGACGGGCUGAUGGCGCUCAUGUCGGGUGGUAGACGGAGCGCGACCACCGUGACAGGAGAUCAGACAGGAGGAACACCAGCAGAGCCGUCGGCAUCAUCUCAACUGUACACCCGGCUGCCACUGGAUCAGGUGCAAAACCUCCCUCCGCCUCCUGCUUUUCGUCCAAUGUCUCCUCCAGUACUACCGCCGAUGCCGGUGUUCGCGGGUGAAGAAUUUCUGGACGUCGUCGAACAAGAGGCGCACAACCAGCUGCACGCGGCCGGGUCCCGGCCUAGCGAGGAGGGCGAUCAUGGCGGACCGGAAUCCUCGCUGCCGAGCCCGCGCCAACCAUACCCGCUCCAACGGAGUCCCAGGUCUGCUGUUACACACGAAGCAACGCCGAUCAACUUCGCGGCAACAGCGGACGAACAGCAAAGUACGACUUCCACGAUGCUUCCAGUCAGUACAGGAGCCGACGGCGAGCAGACGCCCGAUUUUAUACCGCCAGACGGUGAUCGUGAGGUAAUUGUUGAUAUCGACGAUCUAGAGCGAACGCGCGCACCGCCCGGCACACCUUGGCUCACCACGAGAGCAGCCUCGCCGACCGCCGCACCACCUGUGGAAGAGGACAACGCGGGGUUCCUUGCGUGGCAGCAGAGCAAAACGAGCGCUGGAGCCCCGGUUUCCUGUCCGAUGUGUCGCUGUACCAUGCAUCUGUACCGCGGGCGCCGGCUGCACGUGCGGAGUGGUACUUCCAUCGCCGGCUGGAAAGUAAAGCCCCGUCGUAGUCAACGACAGGUGGAUCAUGAUGGUACAGAAGGUCGUGCAGGCGUUGCUGACCCGGGACGACCCAACACUUCUUCGUCUGCAUCGCCGAACGGGAGUCCUGGGUCCGCUAGGACGUCGCCUGGCGCAGAACGUUCGAACCUCGUUGCCGCGGCAGCAAGUUCCGCCUUGGGUGAGGCAUGGCCAUACGAUGUCGUUACCUCCAGUCGCGAGGGAUCAUCGUUGCGUUUGUUUGAAGGGAAUAGCACGUCGCGGCCGUCGUCACAGAACCAGCAGCGACAGGCGCAGGUUGUGCAACAGGCUCGUAUCGACCAGCUGCACCGCUUUCCGAUUGAAGUUGGUGCUUCAACAAACUUGUCGGGAUCUUCGACAGAUGGUACAACCCAGGUGACAGAUCGCAUGAUCGCGGAAAAUGCGACCUUCCAGCGUCGUUGGGGAGAGGAAACGGACAAGAUCGCCACACCGCUUGCGCGAGUGGAGAUUCCUAGCGGCAGUUCGGGCGUGGUCGUUCGCAUUGCGCGCCGGGGGAACUCCUCCGCCUUGGAGGAACAACGCCAGAACGAAAUGCGCACCGGAAGCGGAGCCUCGCCGACGACCAGCAAUGCAACGGCGAGAGUGCUGACCCUAGCGGACGCUCUCGCGGCGCCUAUAAUUCUCGCGUUUGGGAGGAACCCGUUUGGGAGCGCCGAAACGCGCGUCCCGGCGGAGGUUAACGCCACAGAGUAUCAGCCCAUGGUUGCCGCGCCCCUGGUUAGCGUGUUGUCCUCCGAGCGGCUUAGUGAGAUGAAUGCGUCACCGCGACUCGCUGACGUGCGUGCAGACCCUUUUCUCUACCACGAAGCAGCGGCAUCGGUAGCGUCGCAGGAAUCACCGCCUGGAGUGAAUGGACCUCCUGGGGGGCGGGUAGCUCCAGCUGCACCCAUGGAGGUGGAUGAUCACCUGGAUCCGUUCUUUGUCAGAAGACAUCAACGCGAAGAUCAGCGGGACCGAGCGGCACGGGACCGCCCCGGGGCGAACCCUGCUGGUCGUCAACAACCCGGGAUGAACUACAGAUGGACGGAUGCGGCCAAUUACCUGUUCGCGUUCGACGCGUCUCCGAAGCCAGGCGCAAAACAAGCACCAGCGACGCAGCCGCCGGAGCAGGCAGAAGCGGUGCCGCCGCGAGGACCGCCAGAGAGCACAGUCCGGUCGCCGCGCGGCACCGCCGCGCCCCCUCCCCAUGGGGUUAUCGUGAAGUUCGCGCAUCUCGAUGAGUCCGUGUUCGUUCAGGCGGAGGAGCUCAACGACUCCGUGGUCUUGGAACUGGAAAGCGCCGGCAAUAUGGACGCACGCGCGCACGAUUUUAGCAUGCUGAUGCACUACCUGCGCACCAAUCCGCGGCGCGUGUUUUUUUUGAUGUACUUCCCGCCGCUGGUGCUGUUUGCAUUCUUCUUUCUGAUCGACAUGGCCUGCACUUCUACAGUCCUGCUCGCCGGUCUGCGGCCCAUGAAGAUGCCCCUGCGCGACGUCGUAUUUGCCACGGGCGUUGCGGUUCGCGACCCCCACGGCUACAUGCAGGUACUGGACCAGCGAAAGCCGGAAGACGAAAGGCUCAACUUUUGGGAUAACUUCGAGCUCUUCAUUGGGAUGACGCCACCGGACUACCGUUCCUACUUUCCGAUCCGCCACGGGAGCUUUACGUUGCAGCCGGCGGAGGUCGCCGAGCGCCGCCGCUGGGCGCAGCUAUUCCGGGACGCGCCCUACUUGUACGGUCUCCUGGAUGAUUCGACGGCCGUCGCGUUUCGCGAGGCACACGAGAAGGCGCCCAGAAGAAACCCACAUUUUCCAGCACAUGCCGAAUCGUCGUCCGAGCAAGUUCUCGGACCAUACGCGGCGUACAAUCAGGCAAUGGGUUGGGUUGGGCGGCCGGAGAUUUGGUUCAUUCCCCCAGAAGGGUUUAAGGGGGAGGAUAUUAUUACCGGAAAGGCGGGCACAGAUGUCGACGACAAAAGUGGCAUAAGAAACCGCGCGCAAGAGGACAACACUGCGCCAUCCGCGUCCGCCAGGACCGCGCAAGAGGACACAAAUGUGGCCCCCUCCGGUAAGACUACCCCGUUCCCUCGGCAGAUUCUGACGAAGGAACUCACUCUGGCGCCGGUUUACGAGGUGUUGAACAGUUGGUGGCAGACGGAGCUAGCGGUGGUGCAGUGGGCCGCGGCCUUUGAGGACGGCGAUGCGUACGUUAACAAAGCCCAGUAUUUAUCGAAUGUAAAAAUGUCUGGGUCUGGAAGAUUGCUACAUUUGUCAUGCAUGUCUGACAUGGCUCAAGAAUCUGUGAUGCAUGGGCAUAAAGCUGUCCUCUUACCUGUCAUGCAAAAACGUAGUUUGCCAUGCGGAACACGCAACACAUAGGAGCCCAAAAAUUUGUCAUGCUUGGCUCCGUAUUGCAGUGGAACUCCCAUUCACUUUUAGCAUUACAAAUUUCCAGACCCAGACAUUUUUACAUUUGAUAGUAUUGCCGCGAGCUAGCCUACGGUCCGACCGUGGCGGUACGGGACUACGAGGAGGAUUUGGCCGUCCAUUUCCAGAAAGCGUUGAAAAUUGGCGACGAAGUGACGACUAGCGACACGAGUACCUCCGAUGGAGGAAACGCGCCGGAUCACAAUCGCAGCGCCAGAGCGGCCAGAGUGGGCGAGGGCACCAGCAGCGCACGUGAUUCGAGCGCAAAGACGGAGGAAGAUCGAGGUGGCGCGUCGUGCGAGACUCUGGGUCAACUUUGGCGAGCUUGCGAGAUUCAAAAGGAGGAGAGUCCGUCGCAAGAUGAAGAUCGGAGCGAUGAAAAUCGGAGAAAAGUCGAGCAGGCAUGUGUGCGCCAAUUUUCUGGGGAGAAACUGCCACCGUGGGUCAAGGACAUCAGUUUAUCUCAGAUGGAACACAAAAUCUUGUCUAUCUUCUGGGCGGGAGCGCUGGAAGCAGUUCCCGAGCACUUGGUCUUAAAAGACUCGAAAUUCUUCCAAAUGUCAGCGCCACCUGAUCCAGCGAGUCGGGCCCUGGCCGAGGAAGGCCAGAGGGGUAAAACCGCGGCCAAUCGUGAACAGGGGCAAGCAAGGAACAAGUCUCUGCUGCAAGAAGGUCGGGGGCUGCAAGAACGGCCUCGGACGCCGGACAGUAGUACUCCCAGAGGACAACAAGCAUUUUUAAACAAAAACACCAGUUCUCAAGCGCCUGCAGCGUCGCGGCAACUAAGCGCGCCAGCAGACCAACGAGCGGCAAACUCCAGCGUCGAUCUUAGGCCGCUACACAACUUGAAAGUCGACCUGUCGGAUGACGAGAAGUGGCAACACGCACUGAGCGUGUCGCUGGAGCACUGGAACCGCGAGUGGGCAAGUGAGAAGCCGGCUCUGGUUCUGCGCAGGAUUGGGUCGGCCCUGCAGACGGAAGUUUGCGACGCCACGCACGUGGCGCAGGUGGAGCGGCUGGUCACACAAGUAGAGGCGGUUCUGGACCGGACGUGCUGCAAAAUCGACCAGUUUCGGCGGCUGGACCCGGAGCAGGAACACGCUUGGGUUCGGAACACGGGCCCCGUGCCGGAUCCCCACAUUCUGCUCGCGGAGGUCGACAGUUCCUGUCUGUGUGCGCAGCUCGACGUGGAAGCCUACACGCACAAGGUAAGGGAAACACUGGUAGAAGAGGAGAGAGAAGAGGCCGCAAAGCUGGAAAGGUCCGCGGAACGGGUGGCCGAACGCGCAGAGGAGCUGCUGACAGCUUUGCAAAAACUUCGUUCUGACGAAUUGAAGAAAAUGGUCGCCGCAGAGAAAACUAUCCACGACGAAGAAGCAGCCACUGGGCCGUCCGGAGGACAUGAUCUUCACCCGGCGCAAAGCUCGCUCGGGACCACGACGAGGAGGUUGACGGCAGGUGUUGAACAUGAUCUCCAAGAAUCACACCCGAGGGGUCUCGCCAGCGCAAUCGAAAGUUUGGCCGAGGGGGAGGUGGAUCCAGUUGCUGUGGUGGCGAAGGACGACGUUGCCGUUGGGGAUCUGUCGGCGGACGAGCGCAGUGAUGCGCAAAAGAUCUUGGACGAAGCCAAGCGCUUGAAAGACGAGAAGCCACACAGUGUCUUCGGGCAGCGGCUCAAUCUGGGUUCCGAGGUACAGCCGCCCCCGCAUAUCACUUUUGCGAGGAAAGUCGAUCGGGCGGACAGGAUGUCAAGGAGUGGCCCACCGGCGGGGAAGAGCGAGUUCGAAGCGGGACGAUGGGGGGCCACAACUGCGACGUCUUCCGAUAGAACAGCUUGGGUGUUCGAGCCCCUCCGCCACAAUCAGGACAGAAACUGGAACUGGCAGUACAGUUACGCGCCGGACAAUGCGGAGUUGCCGUCCGACGUAUGAGACCAAAAAGUGUCAUAUUCCUGGAGAUGCAGAUAAACGGCACUGCUGAGUCUUCCGUCGAAGAUGAAAACCUGAUGCAUAAGUGGUGUGUGACCUCCUCGCGGUUUCUCUGCGGGAGCUAAAAAUCGCUCGUGUAGUAUUCGAGGGCAGCAGCGUCCGCUUGGAAAGUGCUGCUUGGGGUGGAAUUUCCACUUCCGUAGUAUCUACGAUUUGCUGGCUCAUAAAGAAGCAAGUGCUUGUCAUCCUCGCGUGCUUAAUCUAUCAACUGCCACGUCAGUUAAUUUUUUCGGGAGAAGAGACACUUUUUCUUUUGCUUUUGAAAACGAUAUAUGGAGUAUUUUUUUCGCAACUUUCUCGCGCCUGACUUCGCUGCUAUUCCCGAUGCCAGACUGAGGUACCAGUUCGCACUACUUCGCAGAAUUGCAGACGCGAUGGCAAGCGAGAGCACCUAUGAAACCCGGCACACGUUUUGGUCCGAAACUGCCGAACGGCGGAAGCUGCGGCAAAAACUCUAUAAAGUGUUUGAGAAGUCGCAAUACACCUGGUUUCGAACGGGUGCCGACGUUUUGGCGCAAGGCGAAAAUAAUGGGUACGCAAAAACUUCGACCAGCAGGAUGACUGGCUUGGAUGCCCAGCUUCAUUGGUUGAAGCCAGCGACAGAGGUGAAAACAGGAGAAAGCAACAGCACAGGCUCAGAGGACGAUGAAGAAACAGCUUCUCCUAGCAAGAUGGCUCUCUUGAUUUUCCCGCACGACAAGCCGCUAGACUACUACACAACUUGGAAAGUGACUGAUUUAGCAACCCCGGGGUUCACCCGGCGCUUGCGUUUCGACUCCUUGGCCGCGUUCUUGGCCAUAGACAACCCCGAUCCUUUCGCGGACACGGAUUCUCUCAAUGCGGUAAGUCAUACUCGUAUAGGAGUUUGAACGCGUAGUCAUAAGGAGUAUAAAUCUUUUCUAAGCACGUUAACUCAAUGAUCUUCUACUUAUGCUUAAUGAACCCUGAUGGAAUGAAUUCGGUGAAGGGCGCUCGUGUAGCGUCCUUGUUUAAAUUUAGUUUACGCCAAGAACCUGUGAUCGCUCAGAUUCUAUUCCCGCUGAUGUGGCACAUUUCGGGCACCCUGGGCGUGAGUGAGGUGAUGGCCUAUGACCACCUGCACAACAACAAAGAGCUGGAUUCCGUGACACAGUUGUCCGCGUCUUGCCUGCAAAUGGUGAACGAUGUGGUGAAUCACUUGGACUUGAAGUACCUGCCCCGGAUCGGCGUUUUCGCGUCCCAAUUUGCGAACAAAAGUGAACGCCUUCGCGAGUUCAGGAAGUUUGUCGAAGCGGGGCAGCAGAUGCCACGAGCGAACGAUACGGGGAUUUCCGCUAGUACUCGCGCUGCAGCAGGUAACAAUCCUGCUGCUGCGAGUCCUCGGAAUGCUGAGAUCAGGAUAGAUUUUGCUGAGGUCGAGUCCACGGUCGGCCUCCUGGGGUUGUCAGAAGACGAGAAGUCCGAAGGAAGUCAUCGGAACAAAAACCAGGGGCUAUUGAGGAAAGACCGCCUCUUGGAAGGCGUUUUGGCCAAAGACCGUGGGCAUGAACAUACGGCAAGAAAUUUUUGAAAAUGCUUGUUUUUUUCGACAAAAAAUUAUGUUACAGCACAGCCAGAGAAAAUGCAAUCGCGGUUUCUUUGCGCUGUCCAGAUAGAGACUCAGAAUUUCGAGAAUAUUAGUUGUCGCCUUCGUAACAAACGUUGCCUACCUAAUGCAUGCUUUUUGUACAAUAAGAAUAAAUCACACUAUGCCCACUACAUCGUGGUCUGACGUUGAUACAUCAAAUUUUCACCGGUUACGUUAUGGAUUUCGUCGGACCUCUUUGCCGGUCUUCUUUACCUUGUCUGUUGCAACCCACACACAGUAGUACGACUUUGUCUUUCCCGCUCUUGAUUUGUUGGCAAACGAUAGCUGGGAAGGUUUCUAUCAAAAAGAAAGGUUUUAGCAAUCUGCUUGUUUGUAAAAAGAGAAUACAGACAUGUGGAUAGCCCGUCUUGAAAUUUCCGGCGAAAUGUGACGCAAAAACAGGAGCAAAAACGCCGC
Messenger RNA from Amoebophrya sp. A120, 7777 nucleotides. The record is from the annotation of a GenBank genome assembly. NCBI's taxonomy places the organism in Eukaryota, Dinophyceae, Syndiniales, Amoebophryaceae.